CGGGUAAGGUCGCGGUCGCGAGGAGGAGAAAAGGCAAACCGACUGACAUGUUAGCUUCGAGGCUGUUGAAAUGUGGUGCACUGCUUCAGGGCUGUCGGCAUUUCCAUCGAAGUCCACAUUCCAUGAUCCCCCUCAUUCCUAUUGUUGUUGAGCAGACGGGCAGGGGAGAACGAGCAUAUGAUAUAUACUCCAGACUCCUUCGAGAAAGAAUCAUAUGUGUGAUGGGUCCUAUUGAUGACUCCGUUGCCAGCUUGGUAAUUGCUCAGCUCCUGUUUCUUCAGUCAGAGAGUAACAAAAAACCCAUUCACAUGUACAUCAAUAGUCCUGGGGGUGUGGUGACCGCAGGGUUAGCUAUCUAUGACACCAUGCAGUAUAUUCUGAACCCAAUUUCAACAUGGUGUGUCGGUCAGGCUGCCAGCAUGGGGUCCCUGUUGCUGGCCGCAGGCUCUGCGAGCAUGAGGCAUUCACUUCCAAACGCCAGGAUCAUGAUACACCAGCCUUCUGGUGGUGCACGGGGUCAGGCAACAGACAUUGCCAUUCAGGCUGAGGAGAUCCUGAAACUCAAGAGACAGAUUAAUGGCUUAUAUGCCAAGCACACACGUCAGCCACUUGAGGUCAUAGAGGCUGCAAUGGAACGGGACAGGUACAUGAGCCCCAUGGAGGCCCAGGAUUUUGGGAUCAUUGACAAAGUGUUGGUUCAUCCACCACAGGCUGGGGAAGAUGAACCGGAGUUGGUGAAAAAAGAAACGGCAGCAGAAACAUUGUCAACUUCACCGUCUUUAUCGUCAGCAUCAGUGCCUUUACCCUCUUCUAAACAAGAGCCGUGAUCUUUCAGCUGUGUGAACACUGGAAUUCUUACUUACAACAUAACAGACUCUGUGUACUUUGUUGAAAACACAAAACCAAGACAAAUCAUUGGACAUCAACUUACAGUUUGUUGAACCUUUAAUGAUUUAUGAGGAAUAUUUCUACUCCUUACGACAGAUGCACACCCAGUCUUAACUGCAGUCUGUGCAUUUCUCAGUAAACUGUAACUUAUUGGUCAGAUUGAGGACUAGAGGUGCAAAGCCCAUUUUUCUUAAGAAUAAAGCUGUCUCAG
Messenger RNA from Erpetoichthys calabaricus (reedfish), 1099 nucleotides. RefSeq names its product caseinolytic mitochondrial matrix peptidase proteolytic subunit (gene clpp). The transcript has 7 exons. The record is from RefSeq and is a predicted model, not a curated record. Gene Ontology annotation, biological process: protein quality control for misfolded or incompletely synthesized proteins. Gene Ontology annotation, molecular function: ATPase binding; serine-type endopeptidase activity; ATP-dependent peptidase activity. NCBI's taxonomy places the organism in Eukaryota, Metazoa, Chordata, Cladistia, Polypteriformes, Polypteridae. Gene Ontology annotation, cellular component: endopeptidase Clp complex. The coding region runs from base 48 to 827 and encodes 259 amino acids.